Microcebus murinus (gray mouse lemur) is the source of this 4393-nucleotide messenger RNA. The record is from RefSeq and is a predicted model, not a curated record. Lineage: Eukaryota; Metazoa; Chordata; Mammalia; Primates; Cheirogaleidae.
CCAAGGCCCGGCUGGGCUUCUGUGUUGCAAAGAGAAAUAAAGCCCCGGUCUGACCCCAGGGGCUCUGUGUGGCGCUGACAGACCCAAGGCCAGGACACAGCAGAGGCCGGUGCUGGGGAGGGCAGGGCAGCCUGGCAUGGGAAAGAGGAUCCAAUCAGCCUUGCCUCUCUAAGUGUGGUCUGAGAAAGCAAAACACAGACACAGGGAAAGGAGGAGGAGGGACAAGGAGGCAGGAUUGAGAGGGAAAGGGACAGGAAGGUGCCCUGGGCACAGACCCCGCCUCUGACACACAUGACCAGCCAAAGCUCUGGGCCCCAGGAGGAGGCUCAGCACAGAGGGAGGAAGGACAGCAGAGCUGACUCGUCGCAGCAGCCGUGAGCGUUCCUGGAGCUGAAGCUCUUCUGCACAGAGGACAGAGCAGGCAGCAGGGACCAUGGGGCCCCCCUUGGACUCUCCCGACAGACAGCGUGUCCCCUGGCAGGGGCUCCUGCUCACAGUUUCACUUUUAACCCUCUGGAACCCGCCCGCCACUGCCCAAGUCUCUGUGGAAUCCGUGCCGCUCAAUGCUGUGGAGGGGAAGCACGUUCUUCUACUCGUCCACAAUCUGCCACAGGAUACUAUAGGCUACAUCUGGCACAAAGGGGACAGGACGGACAGCAGCUACAGCAUUGCAUCAUAUGUAAUAGACACCAAAACAAACAUCACGGGGCCUGCAUACAGUGGUCGAGAGACAGUUUACCCCAAUGGAUCCCUGCUGUUCCAGCACGCCACCCUGAAGGACACAGGGUACUACACCCUACAACUUAUAAGGAAAAAUCUUCAAAAUGAACAAGUAACUGGACAGUUGCGCGUGUACUCGGAGUUACCCAAACCCUCCAUCACAAGCAACAGCUCCAGCCCCGUGGAAGAUGAGGACUCCGUAGCAUUAACCUGUGAACCCGAGACUCAGGACACCACCUACCUGUGGUGGAUAGACGGCCAGAGGCUCCAAGGCAGUGACAGGCUGGUGACAUCCCUGGACAACAGGACCCUCAUUCUAAUCUUUAUCACAAGGAAUGACACAGGAUCCUAUCAGUGUGAAAACAGGAACCCAGUGAGUGGCAGCCGCAGUGACCCAGUCAACCUGAAUGUGCUCUAUGGCCCCGACGUCCCCACCAUUUCCCCCCCAGACUCCUAUUACCCUCCAGGGGCAAACCUCCACCUCUCCUGCCACGCGGCCUCUAACCCGCCUGCACGGUAUUCCUGGCUUAUCAAUGGGAGUCUCCAGAUACCCACACAAGAGCUCUUUGUCCCCAGCAUCACUGUGAGUCAUAGCGGAUUCUAUGCCUGUGUCGCCUACAACUCUGCCACUGGCCGCAACAGGACCACAAUCAAGAAUAUCACAGUUUCCGAGCCACAGCCAGUGGCACAGCCCUCCAUCCACGCCAGCAGCAGCACAGUCACGGAGGACAAGGACUCUGUGGUCCUGACCUGCCUCACAAGUGACACUGGAAUCUCCAUCCGGUGGAUCUUCAACAACCAAAGUCUGCAGGUGACACAGAGGAUGCAGCUGUCCCAGGGCAACAUCAGUCUCAGCAUAAACCCUGUGGAGAGGGGGGAUGCCGGGGAGUAUCAGUGUGAGGUCUCCAACCCAGUCAGUCACUGCCGAAGUGACAUCUUCAGGCUGACCGUGGAACCAAAAGAAAACGCCCCAGGCGUCCUCGUGGGGGCCAUCGCUGGCAUCGUGAUCGGGGUCCUGGCCGGGGUGACUCUGGUGGCCGCCCUGGGGUGUGUCCUGUUCCUCAGAAGGACUGGAAGGGCCAGUGGCCAGCGUGACCUCAGGGAGCAGCAGCCCCCCAAGUCCACCAGCGGACCUGCUCCCUCUAACAGAGGCACCCCCUCGGUCCCCCAACCUGACCCCAGGACAGCCAGCCCCACCUAUGAGGAACUGCUGCACCCUGACACAAACGUGUACGGCCGCAUCAACCACAGAGCAGAUGUGGCUUCUUAGCUUCCUCCAGGAACUGCCCCUGUGGGCUGAGAGUCCCCUAAGUCCCCAACUCUGUGGAGGGGGCAGGGUGUGGAACCUGAGUAGAGAAUCCGCUAAGCCCUGGCAGGUUCUGUGUCCUGCAGCUGGGGACGGGGGUCCCUCCUGGUGUCCGCAGUCCUGGACAGGCUGCCAGGGCUCUGGCAGGGCCAGGAUAAGGGCUCCUGUCACCACAGGAAGUGCAGCUUCCAGGGACAGUGAAUGGGGCUCGUGGCACCAAGGACCACCUGGAAAGGGCUCAAUAAAGAGGACCCUUCCUUCGAUGGCUCUGUGUCUGCUCAUGGAGACUUAACAGAAAUUGACACCCUCUGUGUGCUCUGUCCCGGGUCACAAAGGGAAAACAUGACCCUUACAUUACCCCAACCCCAGUCUCUCUUUGCUGGGAGACAGGAGGCAGGAGUUGGGAUUCGGGAUGGGGUGGACCACACACAGGGGAGGGUGACAUCCAGGAGGGCCUGCCCAGCCCACAGAGCACUCAGCUGUCCUCAGACCCCCCCCAGGGCACCAGGGACAGCUCCCAGCCUUUGCAGGCCCUUCCCCCCACCACCCCGUGAAUUCGCACUGGGUCUCAGGGGCACAGAAGAGGGGACCACCUGAUGUCCACACGCAGAUGGACGAGGACGGAGCACCCACGGGCAGUCAGCUCAGGUGCGACAUUCUCACCAACAAGCCGGUCAGCGCCCUGAAGCCCAGGGUCACCGUUCCUGAGGAUGUUCCGCUGUUGCUGAGUGUCAUUUGUCAUGAGCUGAGGGUGCAAACUGCACGCGAGCCCCUGGAUGGGGUGGCCCUGCCUGUGCUGUCAGUUCCCGCAGUGACACCCACAGCAGCCGCCGGUCCCGAGACAGAGGUCUCUCCACGCCCCCAGGACCUCUCCAACCUCUCCUUGGUGACAUGCUCAGUUCAGCAUGAAAGAGAGCAGACACAACCGAAAGAUCGCAGCUCCUAAGCCUUUCAAUAGUUCACUGUCAUCACCGUGAACCGUCACCUCCUCCUCCUGGCCAUCAGCACCUCGGACAGUGACUCAGGGAAGCUUCUUCCCAGGAGGGGCACCAGGGAGCUCACGGGUUGGGAGGGACUGUGGGGAAGGCCCCCCGUCUAUCCUACAUGACAAAGAGGCAUGGAGAAAGUUAUUACAGGGGUAAUCUGAUUCUUCUCUGAUUUCUAUAUUGCGAGCCAUCUGCACAUGUCUGGACAUUAGGGUUGAUGACACAUCCAUCGCCAGUCCCUGCAGGGCUGAUUUCUGCACCCGGAGUGUGACCUUGGCGAGGCUGGCAGCCCAUGCUGGCCUCAUGGCGAGUCUCCUAGCCCAGACACUCAGGCCACUGUCUCUGUCUAUAACACACUGGGGACAUUCCAUGAUUAAUUUCUGAGCCCCCGUGCCUGACCUUGGAACCUCACCCAUCACCCAGCCUGGAGCAGCCUCUGAACACAGCGUCCUGCUCCCCGACCCCAGCUGAGCGUCUUUUCAUGUGUUCGUUGACUAUUUGUAUAUCUUCUUCAGAGAAGUGCCUAUUUGCCUAUUUUUAGUGAGCCUGGUGAGGCUCACUGGACACUUGCCUUGGGUGAGGGUGUCAGGACUGGGUGGUUGUCAUUGUUCUGAAGCUUGCAUGACAUGGACACAGGUGUCCAGGGACCCAGAGCACAAGGCCCUGGUGAGGGUCGGGUCGGAUGGGGCUGAGCAGGUUCACGUGGUCAGAGUGGGAAGGACUCCUGGGGAGACGGAGCCUCAACCCCACCUGUCAGAGCUGUGGCUGUGUCCAGGAGAAAUGACAAGGGUGACCCGGGACAGAGACACUGAGUGUGAGGACAGGGCCCAGAGGACCCUGGUGGCUGCUCAGAUGCGGGAUGUUAGGAGCGAUCUGUUCCUGUCCAAGGCACAGAAGCCCCCAGUGUUCAGCGUUUCCCUGCUGACCCUUACACUGGGCAUCCUGGGUGGUGUGAGUGUCACAGGACCAGAAGGGACCAAAAAACACACCAGAGUGGCUUUACCAAGACUAGUCGUGCAAAAUGCUUUUCUCUCAUCAAUCUUAAAUUUGGAAAGGGAAGAGGAGACAACAAUUUUUACCAUCUGCUUGACUGGAGACCAGAGAGGUAGAAAUCGGGAGUCCGACUGGUCAAAAGCUCUUCCCACUUUGCUGGCUGCAUCGGGCCCUGGACACCUGUCACUGCAGCCUCCAGAGAACAGAGCAACGUCGAUGACCCUGCUCGCUGUGCCACACUGUGGGGCAAAGGCAAAACUGUUACCAAAAGUUUGGUCCUCGUCCCCAAGGCCAAAUCAGUGAGAACGAAGAAGGAGGACAAGUGGUUUGAGGAAAAGGAAAGAGAAGUUUAUUAAUUUGCCAGCAAAUGAGGGAGUCAGUGGACUAG